CAGGUGCCAGUUCACGCAUGUUAUGUAGGUCUACCACCUAAAGUUGUAAGUCUCUUUCAGGUAGGCAAACUGAAAAUUAUAAAAGUAUAAACUUCUCAGUAACAUCCGGAUUAAAUGGAGCUGUUCGCGGAAUUCUGUUAAGUGCGUCAAACUGUGGUUAAACACGGAAACAAAGUUGUGUUCCGUUAUGCAACAGGAAAUAUAGCCUACUGGUCAUUAGGUUUCACUUCAAAACUUCUAUCCUCUUGGCAUGAUGACCCUGGUAUUGCUGACGCUUCUGCUGAUCAUGAAUGGUUCUGCAUUGGGGCAAAUGAUGAAAUCUAAAGAGACGGUCUUUGUUGGACAGGAUGUACUUUUAUCAUUCUACUGUUCUAAUGACCCAGUAGAACUGAUAUGGUUUAUAGAUAAGAGAGUAAUGAAUAUUCAUCCGCCAGCCAUAAUCAUCAUAGAUAAGUCUUUCGUAAACAGGACGCAACUCUUCCUAAACAAGGAGAAGAGAAACUGCUCCCUGCUGCUCCUCAAUGUCUCUUCAGCAGAUGCAGGACUGUACACCUCUCAUGCCUUAGCCAAUGUUGGUGACAACGGCUGGUCAAGGCAGUCAUCAGAAGUUAAUCUAACAGAUGGUUUUGCAGUGGGACAAAUUAAAUCUAAUGUGACGGGCUUUGUUGGACAGAAUGUUCUUUUACCAUGCAACUGUUCUAAUGACCCAGAAGCACUGAUAUGGCAGAGAGAUCAGAGAAUAGUGAAUGUUCAUCCUUAUGAAAAAAUCAUAGAUGAUGCCUACGUAGACAGGACGCAACUCUUCCUAAACAAGGAGAAGAGAAACUGCUCCCUGCUGCUCAUCAAUGUCUCUUCAGAAGACACAGGACUGUACACCUCUCAUGCCUUAGUCAGGGUUGGUGACACCUGGUCAAGGACGACAUCAAAAGUUUAUCUAACAGUGUCUGAAAUGAACAUCGGCCCUGAACCAGAACGCCAUAGUAGAGACAGUUCUGUCACAGCUGUCUCUGUCAGUGUUCCCAUACUGGUAAUAGUGCUUAUACUGGCUGCUAGUCUGCUUCUAACCCUACUGAUCAGAAGACGACAUCGGACAAACAAGGACACUGAUUUACAGGUUGAGAGUCCAAUGCUAGUGGAGACCAGUGCUGUGUGAAGUUCUCUUGCUUGACAGUUUAAUGGACUAACUUCUAUGUUGUAAUGCAAGGUCCUUCACAACAACAAUGGAUAAUACGAGGCCUUAGCCCUAAACAAAUGCGCUUGCAUGUGGGCAUCCCACAGUGGUCUGUGCCGAUCCGUCUCGCUUCGAGACAGAUCAAUGUGCAGUCUUCAGUUGUAACACUGUUUGAAAUAUACCACUGAACUGUGAAUAUACCGUGAAUAUAUAUAUUCUGUAGGCAUUACAGUUUUGUAACUUAACAAGAUUCUCCUUGUAGGAACUGUCUUUAUUCAUUCUUUGAAGAACAGAUAUAAUAGUAGGGGACGUGCAGUUUAUAUUUAGCCUUUUUCCUCCCUCUUUGAGAGACAUUGGUGAUCUCAAUCCUAAACAGGCUUUUCAAAUCAGCUUAUUUUAUUGUUCAUAUGUAUACAGAAAUCAUUUACUAAGGACACAGCAUGAAAGCUUCUUUACAUUUAUUCUCGUAUGGGUUGAUUUCCUCAGCCUGUGCUGAUUUUAAUGUAUGUGGAAGAAAUAUGUGGCACUCCCUAUGGGAUAUUUUUGCUUUUUUACUGUACUAAAUGUCAUUUACUUUUAAAUGAAUUCUGUUAAGUGCUUCAAACCUGCCGAGGCAAUAAACCUUUUACAUAUA
Molecule: messenger RNA, 1805 nt
Organism: Carassius carassius (crucian carp)
Lineage: Eukaryota; Metazoa; Chordata; Actinopteri; Cypriniformes; Cyprinidae
Exons: 5
Coding region: 251-1153 (300 amino acids)
Biological process (GO): cellular response to lipopolysaccharide; positive regulation of T cell proliferation; T cell costimulation
Cellular component (GO): external side of plasma membrane
Source: RefSeq, a predicted model, not a curated record